AUGCAGGGCUGCGAUGGAUCGAUCCUCAUCGGCCAAACUCCGCAGUCCUCGGUCGAGAGAGACUCCGUGGCAAACCGGGACUUAGUCCAGGAUGCGUUUGAUACGAUCGAUCUCGCGAAGCAAGCCGUGGAAGCCCAGUGCCCGGGUGUGGUCUCGCGGGAGGGCCGGGCUGGAAUCUGGCGCUCGGACGGAGGGAUGGAACAGUGUCACGCGCGGAUAGCGCGCUUAGAGAAAUCCCAUCGCCAAGGCGCUCACACGCUCGGGGUCUCCCACUGCUCGCAAUUCAGCCAGAGGCUCUAUGGAGUCAACACCUCUCUGGACGGCACAGACCCUUCUCUCGAUCCGUCCUUCGCGAAGGAACUCAAGAAGGACUGCCCGCCAGGAGCCCCUGUGACGGCCAUCGAGUUCUUCGACAAGGCCGCGCCUUUCACCUUCGACAACCAUUACUUCAAGAACCUGGAAGCCGGCAGAUCGCUGCUCACAUCCGACGAGAGCCUCCUCGCCUCCUUCCCCUCCAGGGAAAUCGUCAGGCUAUUCGCUCGAGAUCCAGCGCUGUUCUUCUUUUCCUUCGCGGCAUCCAUGGACAAGCUCUCCAGAUUGGGCGUCAAGACCGGCGGGGCGGGCGAGAUCCGGCGAUCGUGUAACCGAUUCAAUGCGCAGUAG
This is a messenger RNA of Selaginella moellendorffii, 663 nucleotides long. Its product is annotated as peroxidase 55. The coding region runs from base 1 to 663 and encodes 220 amino acids. The transcript is spliced from 3 exons. Gene Ontology annotation, biological process: response to oxidative stress. The record is from RefSeq and is a predicted model, not a curated record. Gene Ontology annotation, molecular function: heme binding; peroxidase activity. NCBI's taxonomy places the organism in Eukaryota, Viridiplantae, Streptophyta, Lycopodiopsida, Selaginellales, Selaginellaceae.